Solea solea (common sole) is the source of this 4971-nucleotide messenger RNA. It is a transcript of the gene ppfibp2b, whose product is annotated as PPFIA binding protein 2b. Gene Ontology annotation, molecular function: protein binding. The transcript is spliced from 31 exons. Gene Ontology annotation, cellular component: presynaptic active zone. The coding region runs from base 268 to 3441 and encodes 1057 amino acids. NCBI's taxonomy places the organism in Eukaryota, Metazoa, Chordata, Actinopteri, Pleuronectiformes, Soleidae. The record is from RefSeq and is a predicted model, not a curated record. Gene Ontology annotation, biological process: neuromuscular junction development.
CUCAGUCUGAGCCGAGCGGGGACGAACCGGGACGAGCGGACAGUUCGGCUCCCACUCACUCACUCACCCGGUUCUAUGAGUGUGUUAUUGUACACGCGUGGGUGUGAGUGAAUGUAUGUAUGUAUGUGUGUGUGUGUUCGUGUGUGUUUGUGUGUGCGUGUCUCGUGAGUGUGUGUGUGUGUGUGUGUUUGACCCAAACUGUGGAUUAUUAUCGAUAAACAGCGGAGGAGUUCACGCUGAGCACGCCGCAAAACCCCCCGAGGCCCGAUGCUUCCCGCCAUCACCAUGGAAACAGAGGCCAGUCACAUGCUGGAGGCGGCGCUGGAGCAGAUGGACGACAUCAUUGCAGGGUCUAAAGCAGCGGCGGGGGAGUUCUGCAACAGCGUGUACGACCUGGGUUCUCCCGUCAGUGUCGGCCCGCUGCACGUCGUCCACUUAGCUGAGGAGCUCAAACUGGCUCUGGAGCUCCAGCCCAACCAGGAGGAGCGAGACGGCCUGAGAGCUCAGUUACACGCCGACACGGCUCGGGCUCUGAUGGACUGGCUGCAGAGCGGAAACGUGAACCUCAGUUCUCCAGCCAACAAUGAAACCUACCAGGAGCGACUGCUUCGCCUAGAGGGAGACAAGGAGUCUCUGGUGCUACAGCAGCGAGACUCAGAACAGGUGAGCGUUCUGACCGACCAGGUGGAGGCGCAGGGAGAGAAGAUCAGAGACCUGGAAAGUUCUCUGGAGGAACAUCGUCAGAAACUGGCCUCCACCGAGGAGAUGCUGCAACAGGAGCUGGUCAGCAGAACUUCUCUGGAGACUCAGAAGCUGGACCUGAUGGACGAGGUGUCCUACCUCAAACUGAAGCUCACAGAGGUCGGCAUGGAGGAGACGGACGGCGACGACGCGCGACCACAGGACUCUGCGGACGCCAAGCAGAACAAAGCUGAGUGUGUGGUAAAUCUCAUCAGUGAGCUCCAGGAGCAGAUGUGCAGGUUUCAGGCAGAGAUCAGCACUCGAAUCCAGGAGAAGCGAGCGCUGGAGGAGCAGGAGGCCCAGUGGGCGGAGCCAAGCGGCAGCCGGGCCCACGGCCCCGCCCCUCAGCCGGGGUCGUCCGGCUCUGGCGCCUGGAUGCAGAACGGAGGACAGACUGUACAUGAUUUGUCGCAGGAAGUGAAGCAGCUGAAGAGCAAAGUGGACGAGCUGGAAGGAGAGAAGAGCCGAUAUGAGAGGAAACUGAGAGCAACCAAGCUCUCUAUCUCUUACUCUCUCCAUGUGUGUUACCAGUCGCUCAUGACUCAGCGGUCCAGCCUGAAGCUGACUGUGGAGCACACGCAGCUGGAGAAGCAGCAGUGGGAGGAGCGCUGGCGCGGCGCACAGACGGAAAUCUCAGGUCUGCAGCAGCUCCUCGCCUCCAAAGACGCCGAGAUCGAGUGUUUGCAGACACAGCUGUUGGUCAGAGACGGCUCAGCCAACGACAACGCAGAGAGAGAGGAGGUGUAUAUCAAGCAGCUGAUUAACAAAUACCAGGAAUACCAGAGGCUCAAAGCGGGGAUGGAGUCUCUGCUGGCGUCAAAUGAUGAAAAGGACCGUCGUAUCGAGGAGUUGACCAUCCUGCUCGGUCAGUACAGGCAGCUGAGGGAGGUCAUGGCUCUCACACAGGGAAGCAGUGAGGAGGAGCUGAGCAGCAGUUUGAAACUCAGAGCCAUCGCACACAAAGCACAUUCUGAUAUUCUGCCACGCUCAGAGAAGUUUUCUCGAGGACCUCCACUCUUGUUGUCUUCUUCUCCUUAUCAGAGGGAUGUAGACAUAAGCAGCCAAAACUCCAUGGACGUGUCUCUGGCGUCCAUGACAGAUAUGAGCUUCUUUAACGGGUCGUGGCAUCAGCGCAGGUUACUGUCCAGCAGUCUUGAGGAGUUACAGAGUGGAUCUUUAAAAAAGACUGUAGAGAUCCAGGCUGCUGACAGUGAAUCAGAUGUAGAGCCAGAGAAUUGUCACCUGGAGUUGAACAAAUACCAGACUCUUCCUGGGAAACUGAGUAAAAAGAGUGAGGAGAGGAAGCUGCAGCUGAACGGAGACUCGGAAUAUUUGUCUCCUGUUCACGAGCACAGACUGAUCCGCUGCAGGAGUGCCAGUGCUCCAGCUUUAGGAUCUCCUGGGAAACAUGACCUCUGUGAUGUUGGGCAUCCAGAGAAGCUGGAUGAGUACAUCCUCUCGGACCAGUCCCCUCUGUCCUCUGGAGUGGACUCGGGACAACAGUCGCCCGUCUCACCCGAGAACAGGAAGAGCCACAGGGGCAUUAGGAAACUCUGGGGGAAGAUACGUCGCAGCCAGUCGGGCAGUCCCGUCCAGGUCCACGACUCAGAGCUGGGAGAGUUUAAGAGGGGAGGUUUCAGAGCCACAGCUGGACCUCGACUGGCCCGUUCAGGAAACAUGAGAGAGCUGAAGAUGCCGUUUUCCAAGUGGAGCACGGAGCAGGUGUGUGACUGGCUGGAAGACGUCGGUUUGGGCCAGUACUCCAUCUCUGCUCGCCACUGGGUCACCAGCGGUCAGACUCUACUGUCGGCGAGUUCUCACGACCUAGAGAAGGAGCUGUUGAUGAAGAACCCGCUCCACAGGAAGAAGCUGCAGUUAGCCACAAAGACGUUUAGCAGCAAACAGCCCGUGAAGUCGGCAGAGCUCGAUUACAUCUGGGUCACUCGUUGGCUCGACGACAUUGGUCUGCCUCAGUACAAAGACCAGUUCAACGAAGGAAGAGUGGACGGACAGAUGCUGCAGUACCUCACUGUGAUCGACUUAUUAUUCCUCAAAGUGACGAGUCAGCUCCACCACCUCAGCAUCAAAUGUGCCAUUCACGUCCUCCACGUCAACAAGUUCAACCCGUACUGCCUCAAACGCCGGCCCGGCACUGAGGGCCAGUUUUCUCCCAGUGAAGUGGUCCAGUGGUCCAACCACCGGGUCAUGGAGUGGCUGAGGUCUGUGGACCUGGCAGAGUACGCACCAAACCUGAGGGGCAGCGGCGUGCACGGAGGCCUGAUCAUCCUGGAGCCUCGCUUUAACUCGGACUCGCUGGCCAUGCUGCUGAACAUCCCUCCUCAGAAGACCCUGCUGAGACGCCACCUGACCACCAACUUUGACAGUCUGGUGGGAGCACAGGCCCAGCAGGAGAAGAGGGAGUACACCGAGGCGGCGGGCUACGCCCCGCUCAGCAUCACGGCUAAAGUCAAGCCAAAGAAGUUGGGCUUCUCCAACUUGGCGACUCACCUCAGGAGAAGACGUCAGGACGAGUCCACGGAUUACGUCUGUCCCAUCGAGGCAGGGCAGGCUGCGGUGAACGGGGCCGAGAUGCGUCCCUACGCCGCCCUCAGGGGCCUCAGCCCCAUCCUGGACAGAGAGCCCGACCCGUGCGGGGAGCAGGUGGGCCUCGGCGAUGGCAGGGCAGACCCGUCUCCAUGACGACGACACCUGUGACGCCAACAUGGACGACAGUGUUGUCACACUUUCAGUCAAACGGCUACUACUCUGCUUCCUUUGCGCUUGCGGCCCGUAAUACCUCAGCCCAUGCCACGCCCCUCCCCCUCUAAACCCCACCCCCUCACUCUGAGCCCUGUGCCUUAUCCUGUGACGGCUUCACAGUCUCAGCUGCUGGACGUGAGCGGUCACUGACCCCCUAAACCCUUUUUUUAAGUUUUCUGAUGACUUCAUUCCCACUCAGAUGUCUCACUAACCCCCGACCUCAGCCUCAAACCUGUGCCAUGAUGGAACUCAUCAGGAGAGGACGCCUCUCUCUGGACUCUGUAACCCACACAUGCAGACCAUUGUUGUACAGUAUUAAAGUGACAGUUUGGGAUGUUUGUUUUUUUCUUUUUUAAAUGUGGUUGUGUGAGGAUUCUUAAAUACAGCUGACGAGACUCUGCACGCUCCCUGUGACAGCGGAGUUUUUAACAUCUGAAAUAAUGCAUUUUCUGGCAGUUUGUAAUCAGCUUGGUCCCUCACACCAAAGUCCAUAGAGAAAAUCAGCGAUUUAAGCUUGCAGGAACAUAGGAGCUGCUGGUCAACUGUUGCCUCGCUCGGUACAUUUUUGUCGCUAAGGUAAAUCUGAACUAGGGAUUUCAAAGGCUGAAGUCGUAAAAUAAUGCAUUUAAACUCUGUGUUAGGGGCAGCAGUGACCUGAGAACGACUGAUUGCCUUGGUGUAAAAAACUCUGAUUUUCUCUAUGGACUUUGGUUCAGGGAGACGAUCUGUUAACAAACUUUAAUAUCUUGUCAGGAAAAGACUGUAAAAAAGCAGCAAAUAUUAUAUUAAGAUUGUGUACACUUAACCUGACUCGGCUUUUGUAAGGUGAGCCUCUUGUUAGUGGCUAAAAUCAUUCCUGACGUUCCUUUUCAGCACACAAAGCAAACAAUUACCUCAUACAACCAGACUUGAAAAAAAAAACCUGAACUCUCUCUUUAAACCCGGGUGGGGGGGAGGGGGGGGGGGUCACUCCAAUGACCUAGGGACCACUGAGUAUCUAAUUUGGUCAGUAAGGGACCGGUCGAGUGAAGAAAAAAGUGGAAAAUAAUAAUAAUAAUAAUUUAUGCUGAUAUUUGACAUAAUUUCAAAAUAAAAGUGUUCGUUUUGAUAUGGAACAAUAAAUAGCUGACAAUAUAAAAUUAUUUAUGAUACAAAAUUGAUCUGAGUUUGAGACCGCUGCGUUAACACAGGUGUGUCACAUGGCUGAAAAAUGUACAUGUGCAAUAUUUGCAUAACGGAGGGUAUAAUUUAAUAUAUUUAUAUGUUACUGCAGAUUUAAUCAUGGAACAGCAUGUGUGUUGUUUAAAACCUGAGGUGGUGAUUAUUAUUAUUUUGUACUGAUAUUUUCACAUUUGUCUGUAAUAGUAUUUUUAUAGCAAAAGAAAAUCCUGCUCCGUUCAACGACAGCAUACAUGUGCUCGUGUAAAUAAUGACGAAAUCGUUUAAUAAACAGAAAUAUACGUGUGUUAA